AUGUCAUUUUUCAGUUCCAUUCGUCAGAAAGCUCCCUUUUUGGAACGUAUUGCUGAGAGUUUUACACCUACAAUGAGCAGGGAUGAAAAGUUUCGUCUACAAUAUAAAUUACCAAAUGAAGAGCAUAUUGUGGAUGAUACUAACACCGAUAUUACUUUCACCACCCCAUAUGGACCUCAUCGAAAAGAUGAAAAGAGAAUCAACGAUAAUGGAGCUCAGGUUACAUAUGUAUUUUCUGGUAAACUAUUUUUGACUCCCCAUUUUUUGGUGUUUAGGGAUGCAUUUGAUCAGAAUUCAUGUGUACUUAUAUUAAAUAUUUCUACAAUUAAAAGAGUGGAACGAUCCCCAUCACAAUCUUAUGCAUUUGCCUUGUUGGUGACGUUGUACUCAGGUACACAACUCCUUAUUCAAUUCAUUGGAUUACGUAACAGAUCAGAACAAUUUUGUGAAAAAUUAAAAGAAAUGUUGAAACAUAAUAUUCCUAAUGCUAAGAGACUACCUGAAUUCGUAGAGAGUUGUUAUUCUGAUUUUUUAAUUCAAAAGAAUAUUUUAAGGAAAAAAGAUAUAAUUGCCCCUAAAGCUGGAUUGGGACAACAUUUCAAGUAUCCAGGGCAACCUGAUAUCUCAAAAGAAAAAGCUAAAUUGAGAUUAUGGUUUGAAUAUUAUAAAGAAAAUGGUGAAAAUUUAGCCAUAAUACAAAAUCAUACAUUCCAAAAACUAGUUAGGAUUGGUGUCCCUAGUCGAAUGAGAGGAGAAAUUUGGGAAUUAUGUUCAGGUUCCAUGUAUUUAAGAUUUGCCAACCCUGGAGAAUAUGGUAGAUUAUUGGAGGAUAAUAAGGGUAAGACGUCUCAGGCAAUUGAUGAAAUUGAGAAAGAUUUAAAGAGAUCUUUACCAGAAUAUUCGGCAUAUCAGGCUCCACAAGGAAUUCAACGAUUAAGAAAUGUCUUGACUGCUUAUUCUUGGAAAAAUCCUGAUGUUGGCUAUUGUCAAGCAAUGAAUAUCGUUUGUGCAGGACUUUUGAUUUAUAUGAGUGAAGAACAAGCUUUUUGGUGUUUAUCAAAUCUUUGUGAUAUUUAUGCACCAGGGUAUUAUUCUAAGACCAUGUAUGGUACUUUAUUGGAUCAGAGAGUAUUCGAAGCAUUUGUUGAGGAUAGGAUGCCAGUACUUAAUGACUAUAUUGUAGAGCAUGAUAUUCAACUUUCUGUUGUAUCUUUACCAUGGUUUUUGUCAUUAUUCUAUACGUCAAUGCCAUUAGAGUAUGCUGUAAGAAUCAUGGACAUAUUUUUCAUGAAUGGCCCAAAGACCCUAUUUCAGGUAGCAUUAGCAGUAUUGAAAGUUAAUGGAGAUGAUAUUUUGCAAGCUGAUGACGAUGGUAUGUUUAUUGCUAUCGUCAAACAUUACUUUCAGACUUUACAUGAGAGUGCUCACCCAGAUUCACCAGAUAGUAAAUAUAGACAAAUAACCAAAUUUCAAGAACUACUAGUAACGGCAUUUAAAGAAUUCAGUGUCAUCACCGAGGAUAUGGUAAUACAUGAAAGAAAUAAAUACAAGAAAACAAUUUUCGAAAAUAUUGAAACGUUUGUAAAGAAAACCCAACUUCGUCGUAUGCCUAAAACUUUUAUUUUAUCUGAUAAAGAAUUGUCAAACAUUUAUGAUGUGUUUUAUCAAAGCGUUGAAACACAUAAGAUCAGUUUGGGGACAGGUUCAUCGAAUAUGACUUUUGACGUCUUCGUUCAAUUCAUGGGUAAAUUUUGUGACUGGGCAAAGCCUUCAAGAGAUGACAAUGAUCAGGUUUAUAAAACUCAAAAGCAAACAUUUUUAAGAAAAUUGUUCAAUAACUGGGAUUCUUCUAAACUGGGAGAAUUAACAGUUAAUGAUGUAGUCCUUGGGUUAGAUAGGAUGACUUCUCCGGAUCUUUUGGAAGCCAUGAAUUAUUUUUUCUCCUUAUAUGAUGAAGAUAAUGAUGGCCAACUUCAAAAGGAUGAUGUCUUACAGAUGUCAGAAGGUUUAUUAUUUUUGACUACUCCCUGGAAAACUGGUAAAUUUGUCGAUUUACUAACCAAAAAGGCUAUUGAGGAUGAUAUUGCUGAUGAAAUAGUAAAGGAAACUAGUAUUGGUCAACAAGCAAGUGGAGAGAUAGAAUUACCAUCAGGUGUUACUAUCGAUGAAGAGAAAUAUAAAGCACGUCAAUCAGAGCGUUAUUUAACGGCUGCAAGUAGUUUCUUACAGAGGUGCUUUGAAUAUGCAGAACCAUUACAACUUGAUAAAGAAGUGGAUCUAUUGGACUUAUCAGAUGAUGAAGGUAAGAGUGAUGAGGCCAAGCAAGCUAAGAAAAAGAAAUUUGCUAGCAUAGUGGCAAAUGCUGCAUUAGAUCCAACAAGACCUACCGUCAUUGAUCUUGCCACUUUUAGAAUGGUAAUAUUAGCCGAUGAAACAUACGAAUUAUUCUUUUCAACCACAUUAAGAAAAUCAAUACACUUGGAGGAAGGUGCUGAUGAUUCUGGUAAUAAUCAAGUUCUAAAGAGUAUGUUUGAUGGUAUUAUCGCUGAUGGAAGAAGAGUGGCCGAACGUGUCCGUCGUCGUGUUGAUUCAGUGGCUACCAAUAAAUCUAGAGCAGGUUCAAUUGAAACAAGUACUACAACAGAAUCUAUUCAUACCAGUGAAACUAAUAACAAAAUGGUAGAUUUAGAUGAUUUCACAACCGAUCAUCUCGAGGAGCAUGAAGAAUUGCUACAGAAUUCUUGGCUAGAUGUGGAUGAAACUACUGAUCAAAGUGCAAGACAAGAGAGAAAAAUAGAACCAAUGUCCUCUUCGCUAUCUGAGAAAGAACAAGACCUCAUAGAAUUUGAAGCAUAA
This is a messenger RNA of Maudiozyma saulgeensis, 2856 nucleotides long. Lineage: Eukaryota; Fungi; Ascomycota; Saccharomycetes; Saccharomycetales; Saccharomycetaceae. The record is from the annotation of a GenBank genome assembly.